Ilex paraguariensis (yerba mate) is the source of this 1701-nucleotide messenger RNA. The record is from the annotation of a GenBank genome assembly. Lineage: Eukaryota; Viridiplantae; Streptophyta; Magnoliopsida; Aquifoliales; Aquifoliaceae.
AUGUGGGUUCAGUCUUGUUCUGGGAUUGGGUACUUGUUUGGGAGUAUAUCGCCAGUGAUAAAGAGCACCAUGGGUUAUACUCAGAGACAAGUGGCACUAUUGGGUGUGGCUAAAGAUUUGGGGGAUGCUAUUGGGUUUAUUGGCGGUAGUCUUUGUGAGGUUUUGCCAAUUUGGGUGGUUCUACUCAUUGGUGUGUUCCAGAACUUUGUUGGCUAUGGUCUGGUUUGGCUCAGUAUCUCUCACACUAUACCUACUCUGCCUUUGUGGUUGCUAUGCAUUUGUAUAUUUGUGGGAACAAAUGGUGAGACCUACUUCAAUACAGGAGCUCUGGUUUCCUGUGUGCAGAAUUUUCCCAAAAGCCGUGGUCCCGUUGUGGGGAUACUGAAGGGUUUUGCUGGGUUGAGUGGUGCAAUUUUGACUCAAGUUUUUGCUGUGAUCAAUGCUCCAAAUCAAGCGUCACUUAUUUUCAUGGUUGCCGUCGGGCCGUCAAUAGUGAUCACUGCUCUGAUGUUCAUUGUUAGGCCCGUGGGAGGUCACAAACAAGUUAGGCCAUCUGAUAGUUCAAGCUUCUUAUUUAUCUACAGUGUUUGCCUCAUCCUAGCAGCUUACCUGUUGGGAGUUUUGCUGCUUCAGGAUCUAGUCAACUUGAGUGAGAGUUUAGUCACAAUACUUACAUCUCUGUUGAUCAUUCUCAUAAUUCUUCCAAUUAUAAUUCCUAUUCUUUUGGCAUUUUUCUCGGAACCAAUAUCACAAAUGGAGGAAAGCCUUCUUCUUGAGUCUCGGAAGCAAGAAUCAAGUAAAUCUGACCAGGAUGGGAAUGAGGCCAUCUUCAGUGAGGUCGAAGAAGAGAAGACCUCAGAAAUAGACUUACUUUCAGGAACAGAAAGGCAAAAACGAAUGGCUCAUUUGCAAGCUAAACUGUUCCAAGCAGCUGCAGACGGGGCUGUGAGGGUCAAGGGAAGGAAAGGCCCACGUAGGGGAGAGGAUUUCACUUUGAUGCAAGCACUAGUGAAGGCAGAUUUCUGGCUCAUGUUCCUCUCCCUCGUAUUGGCUUCUGGUUCUGGUUUGACUAUAAUUGAUAAUUUGGGUCAGAUGUGUCAAUCUCUGGGGUAUGAUAAUACACACAUAUUUGUUUCAAUGAUUAGUAUUUGGAACUUUCUUGGCCGUGUUGGUGGCGGAUACUUUUCUGAGGUUAUUGUAAGAAAUUAUGCAUACCCAAGACCAGUGGCAAUGGCUGUGGUUCAGGUCAUUAUGGCAAUUGGGCUUUUCUUCUAUGCCAUGGGUUGGCCUGGGGAAAUUUAUGUCGUUUCUGUGUUGAUAGGACUUGGAUAUGGAGCGCACUGGGCAAUUGUGCCUGCAGCUGUCUCAGAACUUUUUGGUUUGAAAAGUUUUGGUGCCUUGUAUAAUUUCCUAACAAUGGCAAGUCCUGCCGGUUCUUUAAUCUUCUCUGGUGUCAUUGCUAGCGGUAUAUAUGACUAUGAGGCAAAGCUACAAAAUUCUCUGAGAGAGCAAAAUAUGGGACCUCUGUUCAAAAUACCUCUUGGGGAUGAAGAGGCACUCACUUGUUAUGGUACCAUAUGCUACUCUAUCACUGCUGCUAUUUUGUCUGGACUUUGCAUUAUUGCAGUGGUCUUGAGUUUGAUUGUUGUUCAUCGGACUAAGAGAGUUUACACCCAACUUUAUGGAAAGUCUUGCAUUUGA